This is a messenger RNA of Coniosporium apollinis CBS 100218, 1689 nucleotides long. RefSeq lists its product as uncharacterized. The transcript has 3 exons. The record is from RefSeq and is a predicted model, not a curated record. NCBI's taxonomy places the organism in Eukaryota, Fungi, Ascomycota, Dothideomycetes. Bases 1 to 1689 code for a protein of 562 amino acids.
AUGUCAAAAUACGCAAACUCUCUUGAUGCCAUAAUCAUCGGCGCCGGGCCGGCAGGCAUAGCCAUGGCCUACCAGCUGAAGCACAAUCUCGGUUUCCACGACUUUACCAUUUAUGAUAAACUCGACGGUGUCGGCGGGACCUGGCGCACCAAUACUUACCCGGGAUGCGGUUGCGAUCUUCCAUCCCAUCUCUAUUCUUUCAGCUUCAACCUGAACCCGGACUGGUCCCAGGAACUGUGUGAGCAGCCUGAGAUACUGCAGUACAUGGAGGAUACCGUUGACAAGUUCGACAUCCGCAAGCAUGUGCAGACGUCGGUUGAAUGCAUUGGAGCAGAGUGGCACUCCGAUCUCUCGAAAUGGAAAGUGCACCUUAAGGAUAUCCUGACGGGCAUCGAAUACUACAGAUACUCUUCGGUCUUCGUAUCAGCGGUUGGCGCAAUCUCAUAUCCGCGCGACGUCAAGUUCAAAGGGAUGGAGAAUUUCAACGGUCCAAUGUUCCACACAGCUCGUUGGGACCACAGAAUCAGCUGGAAGGGGAAACGUGUCGCAGUGAUUGGCAACGGUUGCAGUGCUGCACAAGUCGUCCCCGCCAUGGCCGAGACCGCUGGCUUUGUGAAGCAGUAUGCUCGUAGCGGGCAAUGGUUUCAUCCACGGCCAAAUCACAGAUUCACCAACGCCGAGAAGUGGGCCUUCAAAUGGAUUCCGCUGUGGCAGCGUCUCUUGCGGCUGUCGAUAUUUCUCGAAGCUGACGAGCAAACCACUGCCUAUUUCCCGACAGCUAGGGGCAAGCGCCUUCGCGCUGUAGCAGAAAAAGAGGCUACGGAGUACAUCCGUUCGAAAGCUCCGAAGAAGUACUGGGACUUCAUAGUGCCAAAUUUUCCGCUUGGCUGCAAACGACGCAUCUUCGACCCGGACUAUCUGGAAUCGCUGCGCAGGCCGAAUGUCGAGCUCCUCAAUCACGGGAUAGAGGAGAUUACCGAGACCGGCAUAGUUUCUUCUGGUGGCGAUGUGGAUCAUUUCGACAUAAUUGUCCUCGCCACCGGCUUCCAGGUCGCUAAAUUCUUAACACCUAUGAAGAUCAUUGGAGCUCAUGGGGCUUCUUUGCAGAACCAAUGGAAUGAGUGUAGGGGAGCCCAAGCAUACCUGGGGACAUAUGUUCACAACUUCCCCAACCUGGCCAUCCUGUUCGGUCCGAACACCUUCCCAGCCAACAACUCCGCUCUCUUUGCGUGCGAGACCCAAGUUGAUUAUACCAUCAAGUCUCUAUUCACUCCUCUCAUUGAUGGCCGCGCAAAAGUCAUUGAGGUGAAGCGGAGCGCAGAGGAGUCGUCGACACAAGCAAUCCACAAGAACCUUACCGCCAGCGUAUUUUCUGGCGACUGUUCCAAUUGGUACAUCGGCGAGUUUGGCAGAAACGCCGCUUCAUGGCCCGGCUUGGCCCGUACGUUCUGGUUUGCAACAUAUUUCCCGAACUGGAAAGCGUUCAACUUCGAAGGCGGGAGCAAGAUGUGGCGCAUCAUGGCGUUCAAAAGAUGGUUGUGGACCACCACUAAUAUCACGCGCCUUGCGGCCGUUGCUGUGAUUGCGGGAGUAGCUUUCCAACCACAUAUGGAUACUAACACUGUCUCAAGCACGAUACUGGCAAACUUGCGGCAUAUUGGUCACGCAUUGCUUUCAUGGCUACAUUGA